This is a messenger RNA of Otolemur garnettii (small-eared galago), 1563 nucleotides long. It is a transcript of the gene NXPH3, whose product is annotated as neurexophilin 3. Gene Ontology annotation, molecular function: signaling receptor binding. The transcript is spliced from 2 exons. NCBI's taxonomy places the organism in Eukaryota, Metazoa, Chordata, Mammalia, Primates, Galagidae. The record is from RefSeq and is a predicted model, not a curated record. Bases 360 to 1118 code for a protein of 252 amino acids.
GGUCCCCAGCACAUCUGGAAGAGAGCGGGCGCCUCUGGAACAGAGGGGGACGCAGAGCGCAUAACUGGAGCAGCGAGCUACGGCGCAGCUGGGGCCCUUCGAGGCGCUCGGGGCACACAUCUGGGACCUCGAGUAGGGGCCGUGCCGAGAGCAGCUGGACCAGGGGAGGGGGGCGGCGGCUGCACAGCUGGACCGAAGGGGGCGGGGUCGGUCCUGGACUACUGGCUGAAAGGAGGGCCGCGAGCCGCCGGGGACUGGAGCAUGGGACGGCGCGCCUGAAGGAGCAGGAAGGAAAGGAAGGGGCCUGGGACCCCCGUAGUAACGGAGGAGAGAAAGGGGGACGUGAGCAGAGGUGGAAGAUGCAACUGACUCGCUGCUGUUUCGUGUUCCUGGUACAGGGCAGCCUCUAUCUGGUCAUCUGUGGCCAGGAUGAUGGUCCCCCCGGCUCAGAAGAUCCUGAGCGUGAUGAUCAUGAGGGCCAGCACCGGCCUCGGGUGCCUCGGAAGCGGGGCCACAUCUCACCUAAGUCCCGCCCAAUGGCCAAUUCCACUCUCCUAGGGCUGCUGGCUCCACCUGGGGAGGCUUGGGGGGUCCUUGGGCAGCCCCCCAACCGCCCUAACCAUAGCCCCUCACCCUCAGCCAAGGUGAAGAAAAUCUUUGGCUGGGGCGACUUCUACUCCAACAUCAAGACAGUAGCCCUGAACCUGCUUGUCACAGGGAAGAUUGUGGACCAUGGCAAUGGGACCUUCAGCGUCCACUUCCGACACAAUGCCACAGGCCAGGGCAACAUCUCCAUCAGCCUCGUGCCCCCCGGUAAAGCUGUAGAGUUCCACCAGGAACAGCAGAUCUUCAUUGAAGCCAAGGCCUCCAAAAUCUUCAACUGCCGGAUGGAGUGGGAGAAGGUAGAACGGGGCCGCCGGACCUCGCUCUGCACCCAUGACCCAGCCAAAGUCUGCUCCCGAGAUCAUGCUCAGAGCUCAGCUACCUGGAGCUGCUCCCAGCCCUUCAAAGUUGUCUGUGUCUACAUCGCCUUCUAUAGCAUAGACUAUCGGCUGGUCCAGAAGGUGUGCCCAGAUUACAACUACCAUAGCGAUACCCCCUACUACCCCUCUGGGUGACCCUGGGCAGGCCGUGGAGGACAGGCCAGGGCUGGAAGGACAGGCCUGCCCAUGCAGGAAGCCAUCUGUCUGAACACUGGGCAGGAAAGGGGGUGGAGAGGAGGAGAUGCCAAGUGGGGCCAGGACCAAGUCUCAAGUGGCAAGGAGAGAGUCCCAAGUUCUGGCCCCAACCUGAGGCAGUGGAACGAUGGGAACACAGGUGCUGGAGGAGGAGUGGGGUCUCUGUGCAGCCACAGGGAUUUACCAUUGAGCCACAGGCAGAUGCUGGGUCCCCCAGGCCCCUGGGCAGGCAGACCUAUAUGGACCCAGAUCAGGUCAUGGAAGGACCCUACAUGCUUGGCUCCUGCCAUCCUAAGAGAGGACAUCAAUAGGCUAUGGGGGCAUUUCAUAGUGUGAACAUCCUGUCACCUUAGGAUGGCUGGCUGAGACAGGACUUCCUGGGAGC